Molecule: messenger RNA, 1360 nt
Organism: Botrytis byssoidea
Lineage: Eukaryota; Fungi; Ascomycota; Leotiomycetes; Helotiales; Sclerotiniaceae
Exons: 2
Coding region: 115-912 (265 amino acids)
Source: RefSeq, a predicted model, not a curated record
AUCUCCACGUUCUAAACUUCACAUGGAGUUACGGAACCCAAAUUUACCGAGCCAUUACCCCUUCAUUUCGCCCUCCAGCUUUACCAUCAACAUCGGCGAUAAAUUUUACGCCUCAUGAUCGACACCACCGAAGAACCCAAUUUUCGCAUCUUUCUCGAUUGUAUCUCUACACCCUUGAUUGAGCAAUGCACAUCUGCCUCCGACCCAAAUACAUCGAAACGGAAGACGAGGAAAGCUAAAGCGGGGAGAAAAACGGCGAUAAAACCUCUAUCGAAAGAGAUCGACGUAGAAGAAACUAAAAUCAACGAUGCAGAGGAGCUGGCGGAGUUCAUUGAGUACAUCGCUCUAGAAAUAUUCACGCAUCUCCCAUCCGACCUCCGAACCUUAUCAUACACAACCUACACCCACGACCCAUCUCUCCAAAGAAAAUAUCCCUCCCUACACCCCCUCGAUUUCGAAACCUCGACUCUCCUCACCGAUUCGCUCCCCCCUGAAAUCUCAGACUCACUGCACACCUACUCCCUGCUUCCCCCCUGUAUAACCCUCUCUUCCUUCCUCCACACGCCCCUCUUCACCUACUUCUCGCAUAUCCUCUCUCCGCCCCCCACACCCCAAGCCCUCCGCGCCGUCACCACCGCCUGCGAGCUCUGCGACCGCGAUUGGAUCCCCCUCACGUACCACCAUCUCAUCCCCAAAUUCGUUCAUGCGAAAGUCCUGAAACGCGGGUGGCAUACCGAGGAAGAACUAAACAAUGUAGCGUGGUUAUGCAGAGCGUGUCAUAGUUUUGUGCAUCGCGUUGCGGGGCAUGAGGAAUUGGCUAGAGAAUAUUAUACGGUUGAGUUACUGGCUGAGAGGGAAGAUGUGCAGAAGUUUGUGGAUUGGGUGGGUAGAGUGAGAUGGAAGAGUAGAUGAUGAACAUCCGAGUUGGUGAUGGAUGAAGAUAUGCGGACGAAGAAGAAAGACGGGAAUUAUGGAUUGAAGGUCAAGACGUAGUAGUUAUGCAUGUAUUUAGGCAGGUAUGUAUGACCAUAGGCUGAGGAGAUCGAAGCUAUGCCCACCCCUUUUGAACCCACGAUUUUUCGGAUUCAAACUUACCGAAAACGAACAUCAGUCUCUGGUAGUCAAGAUCAAAUUCCUGUAGUGCGCGAGUUGUCUUCCUCGCACGUAUACUUCCUAUGCAUAAGUGUUAAGGAUAUGUAGAUGUUUUCAUAACUUUUUAUGCCUGGUCGUCUACUUUAUCAAUGAAACUGAUAAAUUUUUCAACUCGUGACGUCAACGUGGAUAGUCUUUUUAAAGAAAGGUAAGCAUCCUAUAUAUCACAGCCUUCCCCGGAGAAGAUAUGCCCUCCGCGCUGAUACAU